AUGGAGCCACCUGGCCCGGCCAAGCGACUGUGUCCCUGGCGUCCGUGUCUGGUCGUGUUGCUCCUGCAGCUCCUUCUGUCGGUGUGUUUUUUCUCCUACGUGCGCGUGUCUCGAGGCGAUCUCACUGGUUUCCUGCCACUGGGGCCCAGUGCCGUGGAAUCUGCCCAGGCAGCUCCCAGCCGGUCCCCGGAACUCCCUCCCCAGACCACCCCGGCGACCCUCACCCGCCGCCCCCUGCAGAUCCUGCUGUGGACAUGGCCCUUCCACAUCCCCCUGACUCUGUCCCCCUGCUCCGAGUUGGUGCCCGGCCUGGCCGACUGCGACAUCACGGCCAACCGCAAGGUGUACCGACAGGCGGACGCGGUCAUUGUCCAUCACUGGGACGUCAUGUUCAACCCCAGGUCCCAGCUCCCGCCCUCCCCCAGGCCACCCGGGCAGCGCUGGGUCUGGUACAACAUGGAGCCGCCCUUGAACUCCCGGCAACUGCGAGCCAUGGACGGGCUCUUCAAUCUCACCAUGUCCUACCGCAGCGACUCGGACGUCUUCAUGCCCUACGGCUGGCUCGAACCCUGGUCGGGCCGCCCCGCCCACGCCCCGCUCAACCUCUCGGCCAAGACGGAGCUGGUGGCUUGGGCGGUGUCAAAUUGGAGGCCGAGCUCCGCCCGGGUGCGCUACUACGAGAAGCUGAAGGCCCAUCUCAAGGUGGAUGUGUUUGGGGCAUCCCACUUGCCGCUGCCCAGGGGCGUCAUGAUGGAGCGGCUGUCCCGGUACAAGUUCUACCUGGCCUUCGAGAACUCCCUGCACCCCGACUAUAUCACCGAGAAGCUGUGGCGGAACGCCAUGGAGGCCUGGGCCGUGCCCGUGGUGCUGGGCCCCAGCAGGGGCAACUACGAGCGCUUCGUGCCGCCCGACGCCUUCAUCCACGUGGACGACUUCCAGAGCCCCCAGGACCUGGCCAGGUACCUGCAGGAGCUGGACAGGGACCCCGAGCGCUACCUGAACUACUUCCGCUGGCGGGAGAGGCUGCGGCCUCGGUUCUUCAGCUGGAACCUGGCUUUCUGCAAGGCCUGCUGGAAACUGCAGCAGGAGUCCAGGUACCAGACGGUGCGCAGCGUAGAAGCCUGGUUCACCUGAGGGGCAGCCUGGGGCUGGGCUGCAGGGAUCCUCACCUGCCUGAGGCCUCACCU
Molecule: messenger RNA, 1187 nt
Organism: Carlito syrichta (Philippine tarsier)
Lineage: Eukaryota; Metazoa; Chordata; Mammalia; Primates; Tarsiidae
Product: galactoside 3(4)-L-fucosyltransferase-like
Exons: 2
Coding region: 1-1134 (377 amino acids)
Cellular component (GO): membrane
Molecular function (GO): alpha-(1->3)-fucosyltransferase activity
Source: RefSeq, a predicted model, not a curated record